Molecule: messenger RNA, 1890 nt
Organism: Octopus sinensis (East Asian common octopus)
Lineage: Eukaryota; Metazoa; Mollusca; Cephalopoda; Octopoda; Octopodidae
Product: very-long-chain enoyl-CoA reductase-like
Exons: 1
Coding region: 429-1343 (304 amino acids)
Biological process (GO): very long-chain fatty acid biosynthetic process
Molecular function (GO): oxidoreductase activity, acting on the CH-CH group of donors
Source: RefSeq, a predicted model, not a curated record
UGCGUAUCGUUUUCGUUUGUUCACUCACUGCGUGUAUACAUGUGUAUAUGUAUACUGUUUUCUCUCUCUCUCUCUUUCUCUUUCCCAUCACCGCUUAUGAAAUCUGGCUGACGUUUUUUUCAUUGUCUGGCCGUUGCCACCUCUCUGACACUUGUUACUACUUCCCUUUUUCAUCUCUCUCUCUCUCUCUUACAUACACACAUGUACACACACUAAAUCCCGUUUAUAUUUACUUCUACACCCGUUGAUGUUUCUACGCUCCAACGAAGGAUUCUCUUCAAAACGUCACGUUUCCCUACUUCUCUGCGGCCUAAAAAUUCUGUUUAAAUCUAUAUGUAUCAUCUUUUAACAACACUGAACAUCUCUACUUCCCUCGGAUUCUACUGUUUUACUAUACUAGUGCAUUUCUUAUUGCCAUAUUCAUAACUAUGGAAGUUGAUAUUGCAAGCGCGAAAACUGGGAAAUGUAUUGUUUCCUUCAGUAACCUCAAACCUCUAUCGACAGUGAAAGAUGUUAAAAAGGAAUAUAAGAAAUUCAGUCCGAAAUUGGCAUUUGAAAGACAAUCAUUUCGUAAAGAAGCGCGAGGCAGGCUUCUUAGAGAUGACGAAACACUAGCAAGUUUGGGAUUCAACAAGAAAGCUGUCCUUUACUUCAAAGACCUUGGUCCUCAAAUAGGAUGGACCACAGUAUUUCUCGCAGAAUAUGCUGGACCCCUUUUUAUCUAUGCAUUCUUUUAUAUUCGUCCUAGUUUUAUUUAUGGACAGAAUGCUUUGGACGAACCUCGUGCCUUCGUAGUGGAUCUCGCUGCCGGUUGUUGGUGCUUUCAUUAUGGCAAAAGACUACUGGAGACCCUGUUUGUACACCGAUUUUCUCAUGCAACCAUGCCUAUUCGUAAUAUUUUCAAGAAUUGUGGGUACUACUGGGGCUUCUCGGCUUACAUUGCUUAUUAUAUGAAUCAUCCUCUGUACACUCCACCUACCUUCGGUAACAAACAAAUAUAUACAGGUCUUGCACUUUUCAUCCUCUCAGAAAUCGGUAAUUUUUCUAUUCAUAUUGCACUACGCAACCUCCGGCCCCGCAAUUCUACGCGGCGGUUGAUACCUUAUCCGGGCCUGAACCCUUUCACUUGGCUCUUCCAUCUCGUUAGCUGCCCAAACUACACCUACGAGGUGUUUGCUUGGAUCGGUUUUACAGCGAUGACACAGUGUUUUCCUGUCGGACUCUUCACCCUGGCAGGUUUCUAUCAAAUGACUGUAUGGUCUUUCAACAAACUUGUAAAUUACAAAAGAGAAUUUAGUGAUUUUCCUCGAAACCGUACUGCCAUUAUCCCUUUUAUUUUAUAAUCUAUUUAUGUAUCUUUAUAUUGUCCUUCACGGGCUCAAUAACAUUUCCAUCCCAUCCCCAUCUAUGUUUCUAAUCUAUACAUGUUUCAUUUUAUACUUGUUUUGCCUUACCGUUGACUAUUUAUUUAAUUGUUCGUCGAUCCUAAUGAAAGUUGUUUCGUUUUUAUUACUUUUUUCCCCAAAAUUUUAAUUUUAGCUGAUAAAAAUAUGAAACAAAACAUAAUUAUGACAAUAUUAAACAUACAUGAAGAAUUACAAAAAUGCAGGGAAUACUUGUAGAUAUUUGCUAUUCCAUUCAUUUUCUCUCCACGUAGUUCCUUCAUUUACGAUGGGUAAAGUAGUUGAAUUGUUCUACAACCCUCUUGCAGAGAGAUUCAAAAGACUGUGGAUAAAUAUUCUUAUUAACAAAAUUUCCGUCAUAUAUGUAAAUUCCAUCACCUCCAGUUUGGUCUGUUUGGACACAAGCAGAUCAUUAAAUCGGACAUUAUUCGAUUCUGGUAGAAUGUUUUGUUUUCUGAGUGGCUCUUAAGCGGCCCUGAAAAAAAAA